Amoebophrya sp. A25 is the source of this 2491-nucleotide messenger RNA. Lineage: Eukaryota; Dinophyceae; Syndiniales; Amoebophryaceae. The record is from the annotation of a GenBank genome assembly.
AGUGCACCUGCAGCGCGGAUAUAAUGAUUCCUUUUUGUACAUUUUUUGUACCGCCUCUUGAUGCCGUGGUUUUUUAACCUUCAUGAUUUUCUAAGUAAAUUAUAACACGAAUCAUUUUCAAGAACAUGGGUCAAAUAGUCGGGCGCUUGUUGCAUGCGCACAACACUGCUUCCCCGGAUGAGAUUUUGUCGUGGAUUAGGAGCGGCAACUCGACCAAAGGAGUCGAAAGGGGAAUACUUGCACUUGGUCCUUUUGGACCGACUGGGAAGGACAAAAAUGCCACGCCUCACGAGCCGCGAAUCAUCGAUCUGCUAUGGAAAAACAAACACCCCAGCAAUGCGCCUGAGCCCUCUUCUGACACUGUACAAGGUCGCGAAGCCAUUCUCCGCAGACACCUGGUCUACACACAUCAAGCGUUCGUCGGUCGACCUCUGCUCCUCAAGAACUUGCGAGUAGAAUGCCAAGUAGAACGACCUCGUAGUCUGAGACACAUCAGCAACCACAUCACUGGUCCCAAUGGAAGCCCUAUGUAUGGACAAGAAGCAAGAGAUCAGCACCUCUACUAUCAAGGUGUUCAGAACGACAUCGACAACAUCCAAGACGCAACCGAAGCGUGUUCUAGGGAGCCGAAGUGUAGGUAUUUCGCCUAUGAUCCGACACGGAGGAACGUCCACAUGUGUGAACAUGUGGCGACCCAGGGACAUGGUCAGGGGGGACAUGCUGUAUCCUCACCUGCUGGCUUGGGCAAUGACGGUGUUCCGAUAGGCAGUACAGUUGGGGAGGAUCAUUAUGGCGAGAAUCAUAAGGGCUGGAUGAAGGUCGCUCAUCUCGCUUAUUUUUCAAUGUAAGUAGAAUCCUAGAAGUCUUUCUCCUUCUUUAAAGAAAGCUUUCCUAGAUUUUGUCCAAGUACUUGAGAAAUUGAAACUCAUCGAACGUUCUAAUAGACCAGCCUCCCCCGAACCAGCCACGACAUCACUUCUGGCGGAAUGCUCACCGGCAAGUACGAAGAGGGUGUUACUUCUGGUGUGCACUACGAUCGAGUCCUAGGUGGCACCAGAGGGGUCAGGGACAGCCUGAUCUUCUCCAACGCUCGCGCCAACUGCGAUGAAAAAGAUCUUUUGAGGGUAGUCCCGAACGUUUUCCUCGAGAACACCAACGACGCGGCUGCUCUUUGUGCGAAGACAGAGGGUUGUACAGCGUGGACUAUGACGACAGAAGGGACGCAGGACACUGUGCUGUACAGUGGUGCAGCUGAUUUGCGGACUCCGUUUUCGCCAGGUGCGCGACGACAACUAGCUCUUUGUGGAGCAAAAGACGUUGCGGGACUAGAGCUGAUUCCGGAAGCGGGGACGGUCGCCGGGUUGAGGACGAAACCGGGUGGCAAAGCGAGUAAGAUCAGUUCUAGUGGUCUUGGUUCCAACAACAGUGAUGAGGCAGAUCGUCUAGAAAACCACGAAGCUGAAGAUGUAGAUCGUGUACCUGCGAUUUAUCCUAAGUAUUUGCCAGAGACUAUGCGUCGUGAGAACGGACCUACGACACUGCCAGACAUGUGGCGUCGCAUGCGCAGGCACGGAGAGGACGUCAGCCAUUUCCGAGGGCCAGCCGCAGAUGCACUAGCAUCGACUUUAGCCGACGCCGGUUAUUCCAUCGGGUCUCCAGCGCAGUGGUCUCCUACACUCCUACCUGGCAUCGGUGGCGCAACUGGCGCCAUACCUCCACCAGCAGACGCUGCUUUAAACCCAGUCUACGCCAUGAAGGGUGCAGAAGGUCUGUCGUCUUGUGAACGGUUCCCGAAUGCCUGUCGGGAUUAUGUCGACUUCUUGUAUCCGAAAUCGUUGAAGAGGAACGUGCCACCAGGAGAAAUGCCUCCGGAACUGUCGUACCAGCUGUUCCCGAAGACUUUGAGGCUGAAGCCAGACAGUUCCUUGAAGAAGUAUUUGCCGCCAGAAUCGCAUGGACAGCUGCCGGGAGAAAUACGGGAAGAUCGGUUUUCAGGUACGACCAACCUACUUAUGUGAUUUCUCACUCGCUUUGGAUGCACACCGAUACUUUGGUACAAUUAGAAAUACUGGUGUAGUUUAACUUUAACUUAUUGGAUGCAUAUCGAGGAUACUUUGAAUUUUCUUGCUCUAUCAAAUACAAAUUCAAAUUCCACAUUGUUGCUGAUCCUCUCUGCCUCUAUCAAAUUCAAUAUCAACUCUUGGAACAUCAAUCCCUCCCAUCCAUCCCCUUCAGGCGAAAAACACUGGUACGCUAUCGGCGAGUUCGAUCAUCCGAGACCAGACUGGGAAAGGCUUGACAAUCCCAUUUGGCAGUUUGAGCAGUGGCGAGAUGGUAAUUUGGAUCGGAAGCCUCCUGAUGGCACUGAGAUGGAUAAUGUUGAUGCGCCAGAUUUGAGGGAUGCGUGAUUUGCAGUUUGUGUUUGAUGGCGUAACAGUGGAUGAAGAUGGUUUUGAAUCGCCCUUGGGACAUCAAAUGAAGCAAUCAAAAU